UAUAUUUGACUUAAGCGCUUGCAAUCAGCAAUUUGUGAUUUGCUAAAAGUAUUUGUGUUUUUGAUUUCAGAUUCGUUUCAUUUAUUUAACUGAAUACUUAAAAAAGACGAGCAAAGCAAGUGGUUAAAGCAGCGCAUUUGUUGUUGGUGAUAAUUAAAUUUGUGAAACAAGAUGAAAUCUCUGUUCAUUUUCGGCCUCUUGGCCUUAUCAGCAUUCACUUAUGCCGAGGAAGCGCAAAAAUCAGCGGAGCCGAAGUCUGCUGAGCCCGCAGCAGCCGCUUCCGAAGUGAAGCCAUCCAGCACAGCCGAGAAGAAACAAGAAAAACGUGGCAUCAUUCAUGGAACCGGCUACGGUUACGGCGGUGGUCAUGGUGGCGCAGUACUUUUAAGUGGUGGACAUGGUGGUGGAUAUGGUGGCGGUAUUGGUGGUGGUGCCAUCAUUUCGGGCACUGGACUCGGUGGUGGUUUGGGUGGUGGACUUGGCGGUGGACUCGGCGGUGGCAUUUCCGUACCCACUAAUGUCCAAACCUCUUACGUGGAACGUCAGGUCGCUGUGCCUUAUCAAGUCGAACGUGCCGUGCCCUACCCAGUGGAGCAAAUCGUUCAAGUACCAGUGCAAGUACCUGUACCACAACCCUACCCCGUUGAGAAAACCGUACAUGUACCAGUCAAAGAGAUCGUCAAAGUACCUGUGCAUAUACCACAACCCUACCCCGUAGAGAAGACUGUUCACGUACAUGUGCCCGUACAUGUGGAUCGCCCAAUACCAGUGAAAGUGCCCGUCCCAGCACCAUACCCAGUUGAGAAGAUCGUGCAAGUGCCCGUUAAAGUACCGGUACCACAACCCUACCCGGUUGAGAAGAUCGUGCAAGUGCCCGUCAAAGUACCUGUACAUGUGCCACAACCUUACCCAGUCGAAAAGAUUGUACAAGUGCCCGUCAAAGUACCCGUCGAUCGUCCCUACCCAGUACCUGUGGAGAAACCAUACCCAGUACCUGUCGAGAAGCCCGUACCAUACCCAGUCGAGAAGCGUAUCACCAUACCUGUGCAAGUGCCAGUCGAUAAUCCAGUGCCAGUCCAUGUAGACCGUCCCGUGGCUGUGCCUGUCAAAGUUGCUGUGCCCAGGCCAUAUCCCGUCAUCAAGGAGAUCCCUGUACCAGUCGAACGCAAAGUACCCUACCCGGUGAAGGUACCAAUCGAUGUACCACGCCCCGUGCAUGUCGAACAGCACGUCCCGGUGGCCGUUGAACAACACGUGCCCUACAAAGUGCCAGUUCCAGUGCCCGUCCAUGUUCAGAGCCAUGUUGCGCCAGCGGCUGCGAUAAUUAGCGGAGGCUAUGGUGGUAUUGGCGGUUACGGUGGCCAUUCCAUUGGCUCCCUUGGUGGUCACUCCCUCGGAGGCUAUGGUGGCCAUUCGAUCAGCUAUGGACACGGAAUUCACAAGAAGAAGUAAAUUGCCAAAUGCUUUGACUCGUUGAGGGUGUGAGGGACUUUUUAGUAAAAAGGCAGCAGACUUACAUAUGUACAUCUAGAAAUUACGGUUAAUUAGUUGAGAAUUUAAA
Molecule: messenger RNA, 1561 nt
Organism: Bactrocera tryoni
Lineage: Eukaryota; Metazoa; Arthropoda; Insecta; Diptera; Tephritidae
Product: proline-rich protein 4-like
Exons: 2
Coding region: 172-1452 (426 amino acids)
Source: RefSeq, a predicted model, not a curated record